Messenger RNA from Asterias rubens (European starfish), 5251 nucleotides. Its product is annotated as neurofilament heavy polypeptide-like. The coding region runs from base 214 to 2625 and encodes 803 amino acids. The transcript is spliced from 2 exons. NCBI's taxonomy places the organism in Eukaryota, Metazoa, Echinodermata, Asteroidea, Forcipulatida, Asteriidae. The record is from RefSeq and is a predicted model, not a curated record.
CCCACUCUAGGGGGUCGGUCAUCUACGGUAGGCAGGUUCACUCCGUGGUCCACAUCGGAGAAGUGUCAAGAAACAACGGCACACAGACCAAACUUAUCAACUGGCCGUCUCUAAAUUGACUCAAAUUAGACGUUAUUGCUCGAGGAUUAACUCUAAAACUUUGCAACCUAAUCGUGGUUUUAUUUUGCGGGUAAAACAAAAAGGACUUAGAGGAUGAGUGUUGGAAGCCGGGGGGCAUCGUGCUCGGAUGUCACGACGGGAUCUACGGGCCCUGCAGCGGGCGGAAAGGGGGAUGACUCCACCGUGACUCAGUCGCAAACGACCGGUAGUGAUGCCACAUCGGGAGCCGCUGCUGACUGCAGCAUGGCUACGGACAGUAGCGAAGCGGGGGAUUCGCCCAGAGAUUAUAACAAAAUGAAAUAUCACUCCAGUAAAAUGGAUCUCAAUUUGAUGAUUCUACGAGAUCAGAUGACAAAUCUCCAGUCAUCCGGUAGCUCCCUCUCCCGUCAGCUUGCCUCCAUGUACCGCAACCUCAAAGAGAUCAAAGACGACGAUGAGGGCGAAGACGCCGACUCUGAGUACGAAUCCGAAGAUGAACAGAUAGCCAGAGACGCUGUCGACACAGAAGAUGACGUCAACAAGAUGAGCGACUUGGAGAAAGACUACAGCGAGCCAAAGUUGAGGAGGUCAGUGUCGACGGGAAGUGGUAGAGGUAAGAAAGCAAAGAACGGUGGUCGCGAGUUGUCGAACGCCAACGAGGUCACAACAUCCGAUGGGGGUCACCGUCGACACAGCAAGUCCAAUAACAGCGUCGACGGUUCAGGAGAGUCGUACCAGGACUCAGACAGUGAAUGCAGUCAAUGUCUUUGCUGUAACUCGAUCGCAUCCUAUAGCAGUACUCCAUGGCGUUACGUCAGCCGAGGUGAAGGUUCCACAAUGGAUGAGGAUAGUGACAGCUCGGAGUAUUUUAGUGACGAGUCCGAGUACUCGACCACCACCUGUACCUCAAUCCCAUAUGACGUCAACAAGCAGCAACGUGCGGGAGAAGACACAGAUGAGGGGAGGUUUGAGGAUGCAGAGCCCGUUGCUGACCUUCGUAUGAGCCCAGUUGGUUGUGAAAGCCCCCGGAAAUGCAACUCCCAACCGGACCUACGAAGCCUGCUCGUUAGAUCUGAAUCUAUAACAAAGGAUACACCGAAGUCUGUCAAACCAGGUACCGAGGCGCAAGCACCCACCACGACAGAAGAGGAACAAGCCGAGGCUAUAAAAGCUUCGUCCCUGAUUGGAAUUUUCAAGGAGCAAGAAGCAAAAGCCAAACAAGAUCAGAUGGCAACUAUUGCCAAAGCAAAGAGAGUUGAAGAGCUUCGCCGGAAGAACUCAGAGAUCCGCCUUCAGAACGAAAAGAAACGGAAGGCCGAAAUGGAAUCCAGGAUGAAAGAGAAGACCAAGCAGGGAAUCAAGACUUCGCCUCUCGCAGCUGACAACGAGGAAAUUGAAAAGAUGAACAUUAGGGACAGAAUAAGUACCUUUGAAAAGCAGCAAAAAGAGGAAAGUAAAGAGAGUGCUGCAGAUGCCAAGACAAAGCCGAAUACAGAGACUGUGAAAUCUAAGAAUGUAGAAAAGGGGACGAAUACAGAAUCAGAUGUGGGUACAUCAGUCCAACAAAUGCCUGAUGUAAUCCCAGAUGUUACAGAAGGUAAGAACGAUCAAGGAGAUGUAGAUGAUCAUGACAAGGUUCAUCGCUCCCGUCGGCCAAAGUCUAAAAUCGCCAAAACCACAAUAGAAAUCCCAGUCUCAUGCCUGCCGGAUCAGGUGGUUCAUCCCCAGUCCGGUACAGCUCCCGACCAGCCAACCAUGAUGACCUUCCAGGUACGACCCGUAGAUAUGGAGGCCGUGGGAGGUCCAAUGCUCGUUGCGAGAAGCCCAAAACCCAAGAGAAAAACAUCAAAGACCAUCGUCAGGUUAUCAUCGACAGAGUCACCACCGAUGAGUGUUUCUGAGGCUACACUAGUAUCUGAUUCGAACACCGUCAAAAUCAGCGGCACAGCCGGUAAGAAGCCUUCCGGUCAUUCACACAGCGUAUGCCCUCAUUGCCAGAAGAAAUCCAAACCAGGGGAGUCCAAGAGGGUCAUGAAAGUCCUGCAGCUUCAGCCGGUGCCGGAAAGCCCGGAUAUGCCACCGAUGUCCCCCGUCCAGAGAGCUGAAGAGUCGGCCCACAUCAUCCAGCAGCAGCCCGAUGGCGGUCAGAUCAUUAAGAUGAUACCUACGAGUGCCAACAAACACAGCAUCGUCCAGCGGCAGGAGUCUAGCAGCGAUGGAGUCGUCUUCAGAUUCAACAUGGGUAUACCAGAGAAUGCUCCUCUUCAAGUCGGUGACUACAUCCGCAUCCCGAUACAGCCUCAGCAACCAAAGAUCAGACAUCAGGGUGGAGGGGUGGUCAUCCGUACUGGUGGUCAUAGACGUCCGAAUGAAGUCAUCCAAUUCAGUCAGUCACCACCUGGGGUGAUAGUUCAGCCGUCCCAGAGCCCCUCGUCCGGAGGAGGGGUGACAGUCCACAUGGGUCAGCCUGGUGUGAGAGUUAUGCCGAGUAAAGGUGGAGGCGUCAAGCUGGUAUUCGGUUCUUGACUUUUAAGACGGUCUUGAAGGAAUUUAAAGGUUUUAGAUGAGACCUCACUAUCGGUGGAAAGUUAUUCAGUCCUGACGUAGGAAUAAAAGCAAUCCUACAAAAUGGCCGUUCCAUUAAACAUUGUGGAUGCAGGACACAGAUGCCAUUGGCAAUGAAAAUUUCCCGGCACAAUAAAUUUGCGAUAAAGCCCUUGCAACUAUAAUUUGAAGACAUACUCAAAUUUGAUGUUUUCAGUGCCUUUGUGACGUUUUACCGCAGCGAAGUCGUUAAAAAAAACAAGAAAAACAGACUCAUAAAAUGAUUGAGUUAUAUAAAAAAAUCCAUAAAGUGCAAGAAAGUAUUGGCAAAAGUUUGCAGCACUACAGAGUGAGUGUCGGACGGAAUCACUUCUAAAAUGGAUAGUUCACAAAAGUCAAAAUUCCUCGGUGAAGUUGUUGUUUUUGAAAAAGACGGUUUCGGUGAAGGGCAUAACAAUUAUAUAGAGUGUUAUUUAUGUUGAGUAAUACCUAUAAUCUAUGUUAAAAUAUUGAAAACAGGUGAUUUUAAUCUUGAAGUAAGAGUGUCUUUCAGAGCUUGAAUCGGAUUUUCUUUCGUUUUAAUCAAAUUUAUUUAAAUGUGAGUGAAUUAUUGUUUAAGGUUAACUUAAUAUUUUGAUGAAGGGAAAUAUUUCCGUUGUAUGGAUACGAGGCCAGAAAGGAAAGAAAUAAAGGGAUGGCCUGGCAAAAUUGGUGCUAUAAACUCCACACGUGGCACCUGACUAAAAUUAUUGCAACACGAUAAAUCUCCAACAUGGAGAUCAAUUUUGUAAUUCAUGAUUGAUGAUAAAAUACGGACUUUCACAAGUACCUAAAAAUAUAUUCCAAAGUUCGCUUGAAUAAUAAACUUUGAAACAAAAUACGUCGCCAUCUUUGAUAAACUUGAGACUGAUAGUAUACAAUGUACAAACAGUGAGAUGAACGCAUUGUGACAAAAAACAUGCGAACUGUUCCACGGCGUCUCUGGGAGCAUUUUGUGAUGAAAAUGUCUCAACUCAUUCACGAUAAUCGUCGUGAACUUUGAACCUUGGGCAGUGUACUCUUAAGCCCUUUCCACACGACAGAAAUUUAGCAGGGGUCCCUUGCUUUAUUCAACAUGGUUGUGAAACUUCACAAGUUACACUCCGUAUGAAAGGAUAUCAAUGUUUGAACUGCCUAAAUUCCCCAGUGAAAUAUUCUCAAAUUUGCUGUCCUUUAUGGACAGUAUCAGUAAACAUAUUUUUCCUUUCACACGAGGUGUAUUUUGUAAAACAUCACAACCAUGCUAAAUAAGCAAGGGACCCGCCUUGCUAAAUAGUCGUCUGAAAAGGUCUUUAACCCAAAACGCAAGGCUGCCACCCCUUUAAAAUGUCAAAAUAUCGCGUGUCUGUUAUAUUCACAAGCAGCGACGAGAGGUACAGACACAAUAAAGACUGUGACAUUUUGAAGCAUACCGGGGUGUAUGGCUAGGUAAUUAACUUGAUCUAUUGGUUGGUUAAAUCUCAUACACCUGGUGAGGGCGGCGGUAAAUGCCAAGUUUGACGUACAGGGGCCUCGGACAAAAUUGAAGCUGCAUUCCAUUGAAGUGAGAACUUGAGAGAGAUUUUUUUGUAUUAUGUUCAUUUUUUUCCCUCUUGAGGAUUUUACAAAAUCGAUGAGCGUUUUAAGCAUGAAAGGGUAUUAUUAUUUUAAACAAAGUUGAAGCCAAAUAGUCAACAAGUUUCAGAAAAAAUAGUUUUUUAACAACAUUAUCGAACUUAGAAGUAAACUAUUAUUAUAGUUAAGUUCUGUGCCAUCUGUCUUUAAAAGUGCAACGGCCAAACUCUCAUUCUUAAAUGAUAAUUAUGAGGAAAUGAAGACACCAGCUGUGAGCUGUGUCCGUCCAUUCUUCCUAGGAAAUGUUACCGCUUAAAAUAGCUUCUUUUGGAAAAAGCUAAAUAUAAACCAAACUGUUUAUACUGCUAUAAAACAUCAAUCAGGUACAUGUAUUCACAAAACAUACGUAGAGAUAAUCACUCUGCUAAUAUUAUUGGCAAUACAAACUUUCCUGGUACAGCAAUUUUCGAUAGUUCUCAAGCAUUUUGAGAAUCAUUUCACUUCGGAGUAAUGUGGUUAUGGGAAAAAAGACGUACAUUUUUGUCAACAAAAUAUUUGAAUCUGAGAAGCGUCUCUGUCAGAAACGCUUCUCAAGAUUGUGUGCUCGAAUGACGGAUAAUGUCAUGCGCGGACAUAACCGCUCAGGAUUUCGGCAAUAUCUCAAAAACACCACCACCUUGUAGAAUGAAAUUUUGAAUCAAUAGUUUUAUUGCAUAUCUAGGAUUAAUACAAUCGAACGGUUCGUAAAACCAAAAGUAUAAUUUGCCUUUAAAGUUAUAGCUCUAUUUUCUUGAAAAGAAAAGGUAACAAACUAAGUGUGCUUUGCUCAAGUCUGAUGUUGUACCACCCCUUUUUACAAAAGGCUCCUUUUCCUACGUAAAAGAUUUCACAGUAUUCCAGGGGUUUCCUACAUUAUUGUAUGUUUUGCUUUUCAUGCUUAUACUUAAUCCAUUAUUAUUUUGUUAAAGGUAAGGUACACGUUUGGUAAUUACUCAAAACAAAUAUUAACUUAAAA